Messenger RNA from Notothenia coriiceps (black rockcod), 984 nucleotides. RefSeq names its product tubulin, epsilon 1 (gene tube1). Gene Ontology annotation, cellular component: microtubule. The transcript is spliced from 6 exons. Gene Ontology annotation, molecular function: GTP binding. Gene Ontology annotation, biological process: microtubule-based process. The annotation marks the transcript as partial. Lineage: Eukaryota; Metazoa; Chordata; Actinopteri; Perciformes; Nototheniidae. The record is from RefSeq and is a predicted model, not a curated record.
GUACAGGCUCGGGCCUUGGGACCAAAGUGCUGAGCCUGCUGGAGGAGGAGUUCCCCGAGGUGUGUCGGAUUGUCACCUCCAUCUAUCCAUCUGCAGAGGAUGAUGUCGUCACCUCUCCCUACAACAGCAUCCUGGCUAUGAGGGAGCUCACAGAGCACGCUGACUGUGUCCUGCCUGUGGAAAACCAAUCGUUGGUGGACAUUGUGAAGAAGAUUAAACAUAUUUCUGACAGUGGAAAGCCAGGGACUGUGAUCAGGAGGGAAAGCGCCAUCAUCUCCGGGCAGGGAGGGCUCAUUGGAGCCGAGAAGCCUUUUGAUGCCAUGAAUAAUAUUGUGGCUAACCUGUUGCUCAACAUUACCAGCUCAGCUCGUUUUGAAGGGUCUCUCAACAUGGAUCUGAAUGAGAUUGCCAUGAACCUGGUCCCCUUCCCUCGUUUACACUACUUGGUGCCGAGCCUCACCCCUCUCUACACUCUGGCAGAUGUCAGUGUCCCCUCCAGAAGACUGGAUCAGAUGUUCAGUGAUGCCUUCAGUAAAGAGCACCAGCUGAUCCGAGCCGACCCGAGGCACAGCCUCUACCUGGCCUGCGCCCUCAUGGUGAGGGGCAACGUGCAGGUGUCUGACCUCCGCAGGAACAUCGAGAGACUGAAGCCUUCGCUGCCAUUUGUGUCUUGGAACCAGGAAGGCUGGAAGACGGGCCUGUGCUCGGUGCCUCCUGUGGGCCACUCCCACUCCCUGUUAGCCCUGGCCAACAACACCUGUGUGAAAACCACCUUCAUGGACCUGAGAGAACGCUUCACCAAGCUCUACAGGAAGAAGGCUCACUUACACCACUACCUGCAUGUAGAAGGGAUGGAGCAGAGCCACUUCUCGGAGGCCCUCAGCUCUCUCAGCUCCCUGAUUGAAGAGUAUCAGCAGCUGGAUGCCACCAAGGGAAGAUUCAUGCCUGACGCAUCCAGACUCCACAUCGCCAGAUGAAGUUUCA